This is a messenger RNA of Glycine soja, 1635 nucleotides long. RefSeq names its product E3 ubiquitin-protein ligase RHF1A-like. The transcript has 8 exons. Gene Ontology annotation, molecular function: ubiquitin-protein transferase activity. NCBI's taxonomy places the organism in Eukaryota, Viridiplantae, Streptophyta, Magnoliopsida, Fabales, Fabaceae. The record is from RefSeq and is a predicted model, not a curated record. The coding region runs from base 133 to 1263 and encodes 376 amino acids.
UCACUUCGGGCCUUUCUCUUCUUUUCACAUUUAUUUGUCUUUGACCUUUUUAAACACUCACUAGCUCUCUCUCUCUCUCUACUUUUCUACGCUUCUUUUCUUUAUUUUAUUCUCUUCUGUUCUCCGCUACCUAUGGCGAAUUUCACCUCUUCCUCCUCCUCCUCUUGUUCUCCCUUACCUCUAUCUCUAACUAUGUCACACAUUUCACCUCCGUCAUCUUCUGCGGCUUUCGACGACAGUUCCGAGGACGCCUGCAGCAUAUGUCUAGAGCCAUUCAGCACCCAUGACCCUGCCACCAUAACCAGUUGCAAACAUGAAUAUCAUCUGCACUGUAUCCUUGAAUGGUUGCAGAGAAGCAAAGAAUGCCCAAUAUGUUGGCAGUUACUUAUCUUGAAAGACCCUGCCAGCCAAGAGCUUCUAAAUGCAGUGGAAGCUGAAAAACGCUUAAGUUCAAGAACUGUAUAUUCACAUGCAUUCAUGGAUUCUCGUAGCCCCCUUCAACGGCUUAACAAUGACCAAGAUGAUUCUUGUUCAGAUGAUUCUGAUUUUGAUGAACAACUUAUGCAGCACCUAGUUUCUGCUGCAAGUAGAGCUCGCUAUAUCUGCAGAAGCAAAAGGCAGAGAUCCCCCGGAGCAGGUCCUUCAGAGGUUCUUGUUUUUAACUCUUCUAUACAUGCUUCAGGGAUGCAACCAACACUUACAACUUCACCGACUUCUGGUGUACCUUCUGCUGCUCACAUUCAAUCUCCAACAUCCACCUUUUCCUGUGUUGGCAUGGUUACAACAAAUACUUCUUCCGAGAGUGACAUGCCUUCCAAACCCAGAGUCAUCUAUAGCCAGCCAUCACCUGAGAGUGCUAGGAGACUAAACACUUCUGAGAUGUUCUCCUUCUCUGAGUCCUUCAAAUCCAAACUUUCUGCUGCUUCAGCUAGAUGUAAGGAAUCAAUUUCAAAAAAUACUCGUGGUCUUAAGGAGAAGUUGAUUGCACGUAAUGCUUCGGUGAAAGAGCUGAGUAAAGGUGUUCAGUGUGAGAUGAAUGCAGGCAUAGCUUGCGUUGCAAGAAUGAUUGAACGCCUUGAUCUUACCUCAAAAUGGUCCUCAUCUGCUCUCAUCCCUGUUAAAGGGAAGUCUGUCCAAGAGAAUGGAGUUUUGGUUGGCAAUGUUACUUCAAAUGCUUCCUCACUUGAUUCUAGCUUGGUUGCUGUUGGAGUGGAAACUCCUCCUUCAUGUGUUCAGAGUGGACAUGAUGCGGCGAGGACUUAAGCUCGAAUGGUGAAAUCUUUCAUGUUGUCUCACUAAGGCCUGCAAUGCAAGAGACGACUUGAUAAUAACCAACGUGGCUGUUGGUAUGCGUCCUGCAUUUGGUCAAUAAGUUGUAGAAAAAUUUAAUUUCAAAUAAUUAGUUUACUGAGCCAGUCCUUCAUCUUCUGUUGAGAUAAUGCACCUAUCUAUAAGACUGCUUUCUUCUUGUGGGAGUGGAUUCAUUACAUGUUCUUUUCCUGGCUGAGUUUUCUGGCUCUGUGGUGGAAACUUAGACUCCUUGCUUGCCAUUUUUGCUUAAUUAGAAACAGAUUAAAUUGAUUGUGAAGAAAACUUUUGGGUGCUACAAGUAUAUGGUAUGAGGAUAUAUAUAUA